AUGGGCUCUCCUCUCUGGGGUCAGCGCUCCUGGCAGCCCUGGAGUGCUGCUGGGUCUUUGUGGGACUGGGCUGCAUCCAGACUACACCUGGGCUGGACAGCAAGGUUUCUUCAAGAAGACGAUGAGAUGCUGGUUCUGACCCAAAGCGAUGAGUUGAACAGAGUUUAUUGUGAGGACAUCAGAUUUCCGCUUGACGACACAUCAAGGGAGAGCAAUGCAUGUUAUGUUGACAGUAGAGGAAAUAGAAGUGAAAACAGUCCGGUGUGGACCGACAGAGAUAAUCUGGAGGAACCUCUUUCCAACACGAUGCCAUCCAGCAGCGCUUUUCAGCAAGGCUUCAAAGAAACCAGAGCUACUUUCGACUUCUCUCAAAAUAAGGCCAUUACCAUAACAUCAGCUGUUUCUACUGCCACAGACUCCCCUUUCGCCAAAACCACCAGGAAUAGUGCCAAAGAAAGAAGGUCUCGUGUGACGCAAACGGGCAAACCGAGACGUGUGAUUGACGACAGCCCAAAUUUCAGCAAGAAAAGACCCUACAGGCUUCAGAGAGGUGAUGUGGAAGGACAUAGUAGAAAGGACAAAGAAGGAAGAGAGGAAACAGUAGAAGAAACUCCUCCAAACUGUAAAAAUCUUGAAAAAGACAAAGCCAACGUCACCUUGACUUCUCCGUUUCACAGCUCUAAAGCCAACACACGUCUGAAUGAUCCCCCAACCAUCACUGCCUGGGAGGCCGGCUGGAACGUCACAAACGCCAUACAGGGCAUCUUUGUGCUGGGUCUGCCCUUUGCCCUGGUGCAGUCGGGCUACGUGGGCCUUGUCCUGCUGAUCGUGUCUGCGUGGGUCUGUAACCACACCGGAAGGAUCCUGGUGGACUGUUUGUAUGAGGAUGCACAAAGUGGAGCAUCCGGCUUGGUGUCAAAGGUCCGUGUCCGACACAGCUACCAGGACAUCAUGGAGGCCUGCUGCAGAGGGCUGUGGCCAAAGUGGUCUGGAGUGGGAGGAUGGAUGGUUAACAUCGCUCAGGUUAUUGAACUAUUGAUGACCUGCACCCUGUACCUACUGGUUUCCACCAGUCUGCUGUCUGACAGUCUGUCUGGGCUGGCUGUGCCUCGAUCGGUGUGCUCGCUGGGCUCGCUGCUGUUUCUCCUGCCCUGCCUGCUCCUGACUGAUCUCAGACCAGUCUCCACCCUCAGCCUGCUCUGCUCGCUGGCUCACAUACUGAUCAGCCUGCUGGUCAUGUUGUACUGCCUGAGUCGAGCCAGCGGCUGGUCGUGGUCCGUUUUGUCUCUGUCUGUGGAGCCGGAGGACUUCGUCGUCUCGGUGGGCGUCAUCAUCUUCUCCUACACCUCGCAGAUCUUCCUCCCUCCACUGGAGGGCAGUAUGGAGGACAGGGGGCAGUUCAGCGUCAUGCUGGGAUGGACCCACGGCGCUGCGUGCAUCAUGAAAACUCUGUUUUCACUACUGGCCGUGUUGACCUGGGGGGCAGAAAUCAAAGAGGUCAUCACCGACAACCUGCCCUCUGACCUCCGACCUCUUGUCAACCUGUGUCUCCUAGCGAAGGCCCUUCUGUCCUACCCUCUGCCGUUCUACUCUGCAGCAGAAAUCCUGCAGACCUGCGUUCUGAGAGAUGCUGCUGUGUCGUCUUACUCCAAACCCGGACGUCGAGGCGUGUCCCGAGCGGCCCUGGUGGUGCGUGGCGCCCUGUUGAUGACGUCGUACCUGCUGGCCUUGCUGGUGCCCAGGUUCUCCCUGCUGAUGGGCCUGACCGGCAGUGUGACUGGGGCGGCCAUGACGCUCAUCCUGCCCUGCCUGUUUCACCUCAGACUGCAGUGGGGGCGCCUCACAGCGGGGGGCCGCCUGAUCGACGUGGGCAUCCUGAGUCUGGGGCUCAUCUGCAGUGUGUGUGGGGUGAUCUGUUCAGUGAAAAGACUGCUGGAGGGACUGUAG
Molecule: messenger RNA, 1947 nt
Organism: Salarias fasciatus (jewelled blenny)
Lineage: Eukaryota; Metazoa; Chordata; Actinopteri; Blenniiformes; Blenniidae
Product: vesicular inhibitory amino acid transporter-like
Exons: 8
Coding region: 1-1947 (648 amino acids)
Biological process (GO): amino acid transmembrane transport
Cellular component (GO): vacuolar membrane
Molecular function (GO): L-amino acid transmembrane transporter activity
Source: RefSeq, a predicted model, not a curated record